Messenger RNA from Neoarius graeffei (lesser salmon catfish), 546 nucleotides. RefSeq names its product ankyrin repeat and SOCS box protein 8. Bases 1 to 546 code for a protein of 181 amino acids. The record is from RefSeq and is a predicted model, not a curated record. Gene Ontology annotation, molecular function: protein binding. The transcript is spliced from 4 exons. NCBI's taxonomy places the organism in Eukaryota, Metazoa, Chordata, Actinopteri, Siluriformes, Ariidae.
AUGGAGUUGACUCACGAGCAAACAUUUACUGUUGGUUCAGGCUGUGCCUAUGAAGAUCAGUACAAGAUCUCUUACAGAAAAAUCAUAUAUGAUUAUAUCUCUCGAGCCUGGAAUGUAGAUGUGAUAAGGUUCUUCUUGGAGAGAGGAGCUAAUAUCCACAGGCCUGAUGCAUUUGGGGUUGCAGCUCUCCACGUGGCCGCAGCUUUGGACUAUGAAGAUAUGAUUCGGUUUCUUCUUGAAAGAGGAGCUGACAUUGAGGCGCACGUGUAUAAAGACAUGCAGACACCAUUACACUUUGCUGCGAAGAACGAUGCUACUGAGGCGGUUCGGAUUCUCCUGCAGAAUGGAGCAGACAUUGCUGCACAUGACUACAAACAAAGAACUCCACUACAACUUGCUGUCAACCGAGAUCGUAGUGAAGCAGCAUAUGCACUGUUAGAGCUGGGGGCAGAUGCUGGGGUUCAGGAUUCUGAUGGACAGCUGUGUAUCACUGCUAUGAUUGGCAAGAUGACGUCUAUAGUAAGUGUCAAUAAUCCAGCUUUAUAA